AUCCAAUCUUUGUCCUACUUUUUGUCUUCAAGCCAUCAUUUCCUUCAUUUUGAGGUUUCUUCAAAAACACAAAGAAAUUCCAUUGUCUUCUUUGUCCACCAUCAUGGCUACCAAGAUCAAAAGGUUAUACAAGAAAUUCAAAAACAUUUCACGAAUUUUUGCUGUGAAGGAGAAAAAGAUGGAAAUUGGGUACCCUACAGAUGUUAAACAUGUUACUCACAUUGGUUGGGAUACCCCUUCCCACAGUACUGCACCGAGUUCGGAGAAUGAAUUCAAUACUAGGGGUUCUAAUUUUACUUCUCUUUCAACAUGGUCCUCUCAAGAUUUUGAACAAUCCAUGGGAAGCGAAUCUGCAAGAGAUGAAAGUAAGAGAUCACCUGCAUCUCUUGGAUCUUCAAAAUGUUUUUAAGAAAGAAAAAAAAAAAAGACCAAAAUUAGAUGUACUCGAGG
Messenger RNA from Gossypium raimondii (Peruvian cotton), 450 nucleotides. RefSeq names its product CRIB domain-containing protein RIC9. The record is from RefSeq and is a predicted model, not a curated record. Lineage: Eukaryota; Viridiplantae; Streptophyta; Magnoliopsida; Malvales; Malvaceae. The transcript is spliced from 4 exons. Bases 104 to 409 code for a protein of 101 amino acids.